CUCUCUAUUUUGGCGAAGAUAUCACUCGAUAAUGUCAUAUCCCGCGGUGCACGGACGGUCUCGGACAUCCUGCUGGUAACGGGGAGAAGGGUGCCGGGUGGACAUGGUCAAUGAGGUCGCUCAGCAUCAUGGAGCUGCCUUGCAGAGGGUCUGGGGUCAGAUUGUACCCGAGCUAAAUGGAGUUUCAGCCGUUGGACGCUGCGUACUGGCCUAGCCGCCACCAAUGAUAACAACCCCAAGACAGCCUGUUUGACAUGAUGCUGCCUCUCUAGCAAGAGGACGACUCUCACAUCUGGAUUGGAUCUAUCAGCCAUCAACAUGUCCGACCAGAACUACUACUGGACCGUGCUGCCGAGCUACAAAACUAGUUUUGUGACCGGGGCCAUGAUGAAAAGAUCGAAAAGUUCCCGUAACAACAAGAGAAGGAGUUUGGCGGUCGGGACCCCGUCGCCCACGCUCUCACGGCCUCUUUCACCUCUCCCACUUGCCACAGCUGGCAGCAGCCCUUCAGAAAGCCCCAGAAAUGUGUCUGCCAGCACCUCUGCCAACUUCCAGUUUGCCCGCAGCCAACUGGCACGCACUGAAAGAGCGGAUGGGCGAAGGUGGUCCGUGGCGUCAGUUCCCUCGUCUGGAUACUGUACCAAUGCACCCAGUUCAUCAGUAUCUUCCUCUUCUUCCCAGGAGUUAUUGCACCAGUUGCCCUUCCAGCCCACGCAAGAUGAUCUCCACUUCCUGUUCAAACAUUUCCGGAGCACCGAGAGUGUGGCGGAUGAAGAUGGAGCACACGCCUCGCCUCCUGUCAGGCUCCGCUCUCGCAGUCUCAGCCCUAGCCGGACCUGUGGAACAUUUGACAACGAAAUUGUCAUGAUGAAUCAUGUCUACAAAGAACGCUUUCCUAAGGCGACAGCCCAAAUGGAGGGACGGCUGCUCGACAUCAUUGCAGAGUGUUCCCCAGGCUCUGCUCUGCCCCUGGCUGAUGGUGUGCUGGGAUUCAUUCAGCACCAGCUGGUGGAGCUCGCCAGGGAUUGUCUGGACAAGUCCCAGAAAGGCCUGGUCACCUCUCGGUACUUUGUGGAGCUGCAGGAGAAACUGGAGAAGCUGCUGCACGAGGCGUAUGAGCGAUCAGAGAGCGAGGAGGUGACCAUCAUCACCAAAUUCGUCAAAAAGAUUCUCAUCAUCAUCUCGAGGCCUGCCAGGCUGCUGGAGUGUCUGGAGUUUGAUCCAGAGGAGUUUUACCAACGUUUGGAGGUUGCAGAGGGUCAAGCCAAGGUGGGCCAGGGCAUCAAGACUGAUAUUCCAAGAUACAUCAUCAGCCAGCUCGGCCUCACCAGGGAUCCCUUGGAAGAGAUGGUUCAACUGGAGCAGACGAAUCAGAUUCACAGAGCGGCCAGCAGAGAGUCUGAUGACACAGGAGAGUUAACACCUUUACAGAGCCGAGCAGCCUGCACCCCUCCUCGUAGGAAACCACUGGAGAGUGACUUUGAGACUAUCAAGCUUAUUAGCAAUGGCGCCUAUGGGACUGUAUUUCUGGUACGCCACAAGGAAACCCGUCAACGCUUUGCCAUGAAGAAGAUCAACCGGCAGAACCUGAUGCUUCGAAACCAAAUCCAGCAGGUGUUUGUGGAGCGAGACAUCCUCACCUUUGCUGAAAACCCGUUUGUCGUUUCUAUGUUCUGCUCUUUUGAGACACGGAGGCACCUUUGCAUGGUCAUGGAGUAUGUGGAAGGUGGGGACUGUGCCAACCUAUUGAAGAACAUUGGUCCUCUCCCUGUGGACAUGGCUCGGAUGUAUUUUGCAGAGACUGUCCUGGCUUUGGAGUAUCUUCACAACUACGGCAUCGUACACAGAGACCUGAAACCUGACAAUCUGUUAAUCACCUCCUUGGGACACAUUAAGCUGACAGACUUUGGGCUGUCAAAGAUUGGUCUGAUGAACAUGACCACCAACUUGUAUGAAGGACAUAUUGAAAAGGAUACCAGAGAGUUCAUCGACAAACAGGUGUGUGGCACUCCGGAGUACAUUGCUCCAGAGGUGAUCCUGAGGCAGGGCUAUGGGAAGCCAGUAGACUGGUGGGCUAUGGGCAUCAUCCUCUAUGAGUUCUUAGUGGGCUGUGUGCCUUUCUUUGGAGACACACCAGAACAGCUCUUUGGUCAAGUGGUAAACGAUGACAUCAUCUGGCCAGAGGGGGAAGACGCUCUGCCAGCUGAUACCCAGGACCUUAUCACCAGACUGCUGAGACAGAGCCCUCUGGAGCGACUGGGAACAGGUGGAACCACGGAGGUGAAGAUGCACUUGUUCUUCUUCGGUUUGGACUGGAACGGCCUCCUAAGACAGAAAGCUGAAUUCAUACCUCAACUAGAGACUGAGGAGGACACCAGCUACUUUGACACCCGAUCAGAGCGCUUCUGUCACCUGGACUCAGAUGACGAUGAUGAAACCAACGAUGAUGAAUCAUCUCUGGAGCUCCGACAGUUCUCCUCUGUUGCCCACCGCUUCAGCAAGGUGUACAGCAGCACCGAGCACCUGUCCACCUCCACACCGUCCAACCAGAGCCUGUCGUCAUCAGAGCGAAGCCACAGUGAGGAGAAGGAGGAGCGAUGGGAGGGAAGGGGAGUCCUCUCUCCUGGCGAUGGACACAAACACUUGGCCAGUGGAGACAGGAGGGCAGAUGGACACAGGGGGAGGUGGGAGCAUGAAACUCUGCGUCCUCGUGCUUCGUCCAGCUCCUCCCAGUCAGAGCGUAGUGCCAGUCCACUGGUGAUGAACAGCACCCAAAGCCUCGACAUCAUGCCACGCUUUGCCAUCUCUGCCGAGGAGGAAGACGGGAUGGUUUCCAACUUGCGCCGCAUUCGGCUCCGGAGCAACAGCACAGGCACCAGGCCGUCCUUCCGUAGAGGGGCGUCCCGGCGCAUCGCCCACCAGCUGGAGACCCCAGAGAAACCCAGGUCCUCAGCUGGAAAAGUCCCCAAGUCUGCCUCUGUCUCUGGCUUGUCCCUCAUCAUCACCCCAGAUGACUCAGCAGGUCCUCCUACUAGCCCCAAAUCGUCCUUGUCCCUGUCGUCCAAUCCGUCGUCUAGAGAUUCAUCCCCCAGCAGGGACCUCUCUGUCAGCAUCAGCUGCCUCAGGCCUCCUGUGGUCAUCCACAGCUCUGGAAAGAGGUUUGGCUUUGCGUUGCGAGCUAUCAGAGUCUACAUGGGAGAUAGUGACGUCUACACGGUUCACCACAUGGUCUGGUGUGUUGAGGAAGGCAGUCCGGCACAGGAGGCAGGAUUGAGGGCUGGUGACCUCAUCACUCACGUCAACGGGGAGUCUGUCCAGGGACUCGUCCACACCGAAGUGGUGGAGCUCUUGCUCAAGAGUGGAAACAGGGUGACCCUGCAGACUACUGCACUGGAGAACACUUCUAUCAAGGUUGGCCCCGCCAGAAAAGCAAGCUACAAGGCCAAAAUGGCCCGACGCAGCAAGAAGAGCAAAAGGAAGGACGGACAGGACAGUCGACGACGUAGCAUCUUGAAGAAGCUGUCCAAGCACACGCCUCCUCCGCCCUUGCAGAGCAGUCGUAGCUUCUCUUCGGGUUUCCACCAAUCAUCCAGCGACAGCCUCUCCGGAUCCCCCACGCAGAGUCUCUCUCCUGGGCCGUCUACGCCUUGUCGCUCUCCUGCUCCUGAUCACUCUGGAGAUUCUAGUUCCUCUCCUUGCUCCAGCUCCCCUAACUCGCCUGUACCACAGGCCCGUCCCAGUUCCCUACACGUCUUGGGUCGCUACACCAAAGCCGGUCGCUGCAAGUCCACCAGCAGUAUCCCUCCUUCACCGCUGGCCUGCAUACCCCCUCCUCAGCCCCUCUCUCCCCAGUGCUCUCCAUCCUGUCUCCCCAGUCACCCCAAGUCCCUACAGGGUUUCCAUGGGAAGACAUUGUCCCCCCCAACUAUCACCCGCCAUUCUGUGCGUCCCCGCAGUGCAGAACCGCCACGGUCACCGCUCCUCAAGAGGGUCCAGUCAGCGGAGAAGCUGACGGGAGACAAGAUGACGGGGGGUUACCAUGGAGAUAGGAAGGCCUACAGCACCCGUCGCCACACUAUGGAGGUGCCUCUGUCCGAAGGGGAGAUGCUGGAGGACUUGGAGGGGGACACCGCCACCGGGUUCGUCUGCGUCGGUGAGCAUGGUCGUCAGGGUCUGUACAUAGGAGGGCAGAGAGGCCACCAGGACACGGCCAGCGGAGGCAGCGAGCAUUACCGUGCUACCGCCUCGCCACAACACCGCGGGGGCAACCACCACUCCAAAGAGGUGGUGGUGAUGAGGAAGCUGGCACUGUCGGAGCGCAGGGACUCCUUCAAGAAGCAGGAGGCCGUGCAGGAAGUGAGUUUCGAUGAUUUGGAGGAGAGAGAGGCGACGCCGAGCCCGACGCUUCCUGUUACGCAGCAGAAAGCAUUCAAGGCAUCUUGGAUCAACUCGGCCCAGUCAGAAUCCGCUGCGAAGCUGGAAGGAAGUGGAUCACAGGGUACAAAAACACCUCAGAAAGCCAAGUCAAAAGACAAAUAAGGGUUUUAGUUUAGUCAGUUUGCCAGGGCGUCUCACUGAGGAGGAGACUGAAAAGUGAAGUUAAGUCUUUGACCUGCUACUGUACUUACAUUUGAAGGCCUUGCAUGUGUGUCCAGAAAACUGUGACCAAGUCCCAAAUCAUCACAAGCAACUGCUUGAAGACAGAAGAACAAAUUAACAUUGAUGUAUCUCAGUAAUAUAUGCAUCCUGCAACACUGUUAACAGAAUAAUGACUGCCAAACUAUGUUUACUUCCUAGUUGCUUGUUUUCGCUCUUGGUUCUCAAAUUACUGUGGCACCUGUAACUGAUGUAUUUUGUAAAUAUGUUUGUUUUAAAUGAAGAAACUUAUUUAUGACUUUUUAUGUUCAUCUUGUUUUUUCGGUUGCUGAUAAAUGCCUUGGAUGCUUCAGCUUCUCAUAGUUCAUGAAAUGCACAAAAGAAAAGCCACACAAAAACGUCUGUGUGGUUUUACAGAAGGUGCAGAAAAGGGCAGGUAACAUCAGUCAAUAUUGUACCAUAUUUUUUUUUAUACCUCAAUGCCUGCCUAGAACUGGGUGUUGGUUUCUUCAGAUUGGGCCUUUGAAACAAACUAACAGUGUUUGUCCUGCAGCAUAUAAUGUAUAUAAUACAGACGAUACUCUGUGUGCUUCCUCUCUAUCACACAGAUUGUGGAGGAAAUUUGAACUAAUUUAUCCCAAACUAAGGCCUUGUAUAAAAAAAAAUUUGAAGGACAAAAAUAUCAACAUCUUAAAUACUUGGAAGUCUAACUGUGGUGCCAAAGCAAGGUUUAGCCAUAGGAACCAUUUGAAAAGAGGUACUGUAGUUGUAUAUAAGAAGCUUCAUGCAUGCAUGGGCUCUACUUCAACAUCCUGUCCAUCCUGUUAAAAAAGUGUGUCACUCCUCUAGCAGAUGUUUAAAUCAUAACCUGAUCAACACACAGGUCUGUAGAUAAAGCUUUGUGACUACCUGAAACCAGGCUGUUGUCGCUGUCCUCUAAUACCUUGUUGAAUCAAGCCCCGUCCAGCUCCUUAACCUAGUCUAACUGAAGUGUUUGCACAAGUCAUAGUAGCCGUAUAACAGUUAGAGCACAUUCAUAUUUCAAGAUGACUUCCUUCUGCGUAGGAUUCAAAAUUUGUACAGUGGAUGCAACUGAAUGAAACUUGUUCCUUUGGCUGUUUUUUUUUUAUGCGUGUUAUGAAUGAAUGUUUACAUUUUAGUGCAAAAUCUGUGUGUGGACUUGUCAUGGUUUUUGUUAAAUUAUUAUGAAAAAGAUGAAUGAAAUCCAACCUGGGGCCCUGAGUGGAUGAAGGAAUGAGAAGAGCUGAUCUCCUUUUGUAUAUUUUGAUAUGUAAACAGUCUUGUUGCAGUACUAAUAAACUAUGCUGUUGAUGUAUGUUGUAUAAACAAUGGUGGACCUUAUAACAGCUGUUGAUGGUGUUGUUUGAAAGUGACCUUGUAAGGGUAGAUGGGCUCAGAUACAUUGUGUGAUGUGACAGGGUCUAAAUCUCAUGUUGCGAUCAGCCUCAAAGGAUUGUGCAUGGUUCAUAUCCCAGUAUAAUAUUCCCACAAUUUUAGAACAUUUUUUAACGCUCUUGGAAGUUAUAAAUCCAAAGGGCCUUGAAUUCUUAAAUCUGAUGCUCAGUAACUGAUUUUAGCUUUAAAAUUUGAGUUUUGUAACAUAUGGGAUUUGGUUUUCAGCUAUGUUUUCUUUAUUUUAUACUUUUGUGGCCAUUUUGAAUCCUUUUCUUAUUGUUUUCAUUCAGGAACUGUUUGCACCUGUAACCAAAAAUGCUUCCGAUCUCAUUUCGGAAUUUUUUUUUACACAGAAGAAACUUUUGUCUUGUGUUAAUGAUGGCAUACAUUUGUAUUUUGCCUAAUUAAGGGAACUGUUAAUGUGAGAAUUCAUAACGGAUGUUUAGCACAUACUUAGUCUUGAAAGGUGGUUAUAGAUUGUGGGGUUUUGAAAUUGGGAGUAAGACGUUUGUUCGUUGUGCUUUGGGGAAACAAAACGGUGUGUCUGUAUAGGAUUUAUCCCUGAAUUUCUGAUGCAAUAUACAUCUUAUGUUCUUAUGAUUUUAUGUUUUUAUUUUGUACCCCAGCCAAACAGUCAUAGUAUAUUUUGACCUUAAGUUGUAUCAUCAUUUUAUACUUUUUUAAAUUAAGACUUCAUUUUUUUGAGAUCUCAGCAGCAGACCAUACCAGCGGUCAAAACGACUCUUUGCAUCUCUGUUUUUGCCAGAAUGUGUGUGAUAAACUUCAUGAUUUCACAACUGUCAUUCUCCAUCUUGUCAGUCAUGUCUUCCACACUUGUUUUAGUGGAUUAAAAGUUGUUGCUCUCCAUUCGACCCCUUGUCCCAAAGUGUCAAACUGGCCUUUAUGAAAUUCCUACCAUGUGGGUAUCUGAUGCAGACUGGUGUGACAUUGUUUUUUUUUUAUUGUCUUAACAGUGCUUGAAAUAAAUGCAUUACAAAGGGACAACAAAGUCCAGG
Anoplopoma fimbria (sablefish) is the source of this 7028-nucleotide messenger RNA. RefSeq names its product microtubule associated serine/threonine kinase 3a (gene mast3a). The record is from RefSeq and is a predicted model, not a curated record. Gene Ontology annotation, biological process: intracellular signal transduction; peptidyl-serine phosphorylation. Bases 319 to 4539 code for a protein of 1406 amino acids. Gene Ontology annotation, molecular function: protein serine/threonine kinase activity; ATP binding; magnesium ion binding. Lineage: Eukaryota; Metazoa; Chordata; Actinopteri; Perciformes; Anoplopomatidae. The transcript has 27 exons.